This is a messenger RNA of Drosophila ficusphila, 1943 nucleotides long. RefSeq lists its product as uncharacterized. The record is from RefSeq and is a predicted model, not a curated record. Lineage: Eukaryota; Metazoa; Arthropoda; Insecta; Diptera; Drosophilidae. Bases 74 to 1831 code for a protein of 585 amino acids. The transcript has 9 exons.
CAAAAAAACAUUUAAAAUACUUUUUGUUUGGUUACACUUUGUGUUUUUCAUAUAUUUUUGUACACUUGUUAAGAUGCACAAGCGUUUUAGGGACACCGCAGAGGCCAAGAGAAUCCAGGCUCUCAAGAUAAUGUUCAAAAAAGUGGUUCGCCUAGUAAGCUUUAAUGAUCCGUGGAAAGAUAACGAGGAGCUAAAGAUUUCUUCAAACGUUAUGAAAAAUAUAUCUACUCGGGUUCGGGCUAAACCCAGAACAGGCUUCCUUAGCGCAUCGGAUAGAGCCUUAAUUCGCACUCCCCAUGUGAUACGAACAAUUCCGGAGAGAAUGAAAUUGUGUACGCUGCUUGCUAAGUUAAUGUGUCUAUCCCAAUUUACUCCAAAAAUGCGAGCUCGCUUAGUUCCAUUGAUUCGCAUAAUGUCCGUUGAUGCGGGCCGCAUUAUAAUAAGGCAAUCUGAUAUUCCCAUAACCGUGUUUUUUGUGUUAACAGGGGAAGUACACAUGCUUAAAGAGGACGACGAACAAGAGGAGUUCAAAGCCGUUCUUGGUCCUGGAGACAUGAUGGGAUACGUAGAGCUUUUAGAAGGUUUCGAUAGAAAACACACUUUUAGAGCAGCAACUUACUGCGAGCUGCUGGUACUAUUCGACUAUGACUUUUUUGCGAUUCUUGGGCCAUUCAUGACGAAGAUUUGGGACGAGAAGAAGCGUGCCCUCAAGGCACUGGACUACUUUGAUUUCCUCGAUGAUGAUCAGAUUAUAGAAGCGUGCCGAUUCGGAAAACUAAAGCAGUUUGAGCCGUUACAAACCAUUUUCUGCGAAGACAUUGGAUCCACGACAAAUGUUCACUUUGUGCUCAGUGGAGAAUGUCUGAUUCUUCAAUGCCUAAAUAUAAAGACCAGUGUUAAAAAAGGAAAAAAGGAUUUUCAACUCAUGCCAGCGGGCGAAGGCAAUGUCUCGAUGAUGUUCAAACAAGGAGUUAGAUCCACGUACGUCAAUCCCAAUCCCAAGACCCAAAAUGAUUCAAAAAUUGAUAUAGCCGAGCUAGUGCAAAGUUCUAGUUCUAGUUCUAGUUCUAGCUCCAAGGAAAAUAACCCUAGUAGAACACUUAAUCGCACGAUGCGUAAAAUGAAACUAAGAGAUAUAGAAAAUAUCUGCGAUUUAAUUAAACCAGUCCCGGUACAAAAGACGCAUUUCACAUUUCGCCGCACAACUGUGAAAUCAAAGAUUUCGAUUUUUUCUGAAGAUGAUGAUAAAUUUAUAGAAGAAGACGUUUAUGAGGAUUUUUGGGAGAUGUGCGAAGAUUUAAAUGGGAUUGAAAUCAAUUCAUCUGAUUCAGACAUCUUGUCCAUUGCGGUUAUAAAGCCUUUUAGACCUAAUUCUAUUGGUAGUGAAAAUUAUGAAAUUGAUCAACAUGACUUUGAUUCACUUUCUAGUUUUUCCUCGAGUAGUGAUGAAGCAACCAACCCAGUUGUCGAAAGCCAUUUCAUCGAUGUCGGUUCCUUAACAUUUGGAGGAAUUUUCGGCCUGGGAGAGAAAAUGGAGCACCGAGUGGUAAUGGCAAGAACCACGGUUCAGUGCCUUAUACUUCCCAGGUUUUUUCUGCUGGAGAAAAAGCAAAAUCCCGGAAAUAUCUGGGAGAGGAGGCUGCUCUAUAUAGACUGCAUGAUUCCAUCGAGGGAAGCACUGUUCGAGCACUAUCUUAAAGCUUGUGAAUGGAAAAAAUUCAAAAACGAUUUUAUUCGCGAAAGUUUAAAGCCUUCCGAUAACGACAGUACCCAUGUUAAUGACAUUCCAAUUAUUUGUAGAAUUGCGGAAUCAUCAGAGGAUGCUGAUUAAUUUUUAAUAUUAAACUGCGGCUUUCACAUUUUCCAGUUAAGCAGAAGAAUCACGUUCCGAAGAUACUUUUGGUUUAACUUGAAAAUGUGUCAAAGUCCUUUCAAAAUCGAGA